UGUAUUCCUCUUCUUCCUCAAUUCGCCCUAUUUGUUGGCGUGGAUUUGGCAGUUAUAUAUAUAUAUAUAUAGAUCGAGACGAUGAUCCAGGAGGAGCAUAGUAAGAAGAUGAAAGUGAAGAAAGGAUGGCUCGCUGUUCAGGUUGGUUUGGAGGAGGAGGACGACGACGACGGUGAUCGUGGCGCCGCCGCUCGCCGAUUUGUCAUCCCUAUCUCCUAUCUCUACCAUCCUCUCUUCCGGCGUCUUCUCGACAAGGCUUACGAAGUCUAUGGCUACCACUCCGACGGCCCUCUCAAGCUUCCCUGCUCUGUCGACGACUUCCUCCAUCUCCGGUGGCGAAUCGAGAAAGAACCCAACCACCACCAUCACCACCACCAACACCAUAGCCACCAUCAACUUCCUCACGCUUUGUUCUUUCACUGUUGAUCUCUCUCAGGCCAGGCCAGUACUGGCCUUUCUGGGAUCAAAGCAGCGUGCUUCUCUUCUUGAUUCCGUUUAAUUUCAGAGGUUGAGGUUUCGAUUAGGCUGCUUCGUAAUCCAUAUUCUGCUUGAAUUUUGAAGAGAUCAGAAAUAAGACCUCCCAUAUAUGGACUGUACAUGAAUUUAACCGGCUUUA
This is a messenger RNA of Prosopis cineraria, 616 nucleotides long. RefSeq names its product auxin-induced protein 6B-like. Lineage: Eukaryota; Viridiplantae; Streptophyta; Magnoliopsida; Fabales; Fabaceae. Gene Ontology annotation, biological process: response to auxin. The record is from RefSeq and is a predicted model, not a curated record. The coding region runs from base 82 to 426 and encodes 114 amino acids. The transcript has a single exon.